AUGGGGGCUGGGCGUGGCAGGAGAGGAGGGGGCCUCUUUACCGUCGGCGAGACCACAGCCAAGAUCAUGAAGAACAACGUCGGCGUGCGCUUUGCAUACGUGGCUGGUUGCGAAGAAGCCAAGUUGGAGAUCGUGGGGUUUGUGAAUUUCCUGACGAAUCCCAAGCAGUUUCAGGACCUCGGGGCCAAAAUUCCAGAGGGAGCCAUGCUCGCUGGUCCUCCUGGUCCCGGCAAAACGCUUCUCGCCAAGGCGACUGCAGGGGAGGCCAGCGUGCCCUUCAUCACCGUGAACGGGUCCAAGUUCCUGGAAAUGUUUGUCGGCGUCGGUCCAGCUCGGGGUUCAGCUCUACCACGAGCGUCAUGGUGCUGGCGAGCACCAACCGCCCCGACAUCCUUGACCUGGGAGCUCCCUGGCCCGGGCCCCCCUGACAUCAAAGGCAGGGCGUCCAUCUUCAGGGUCCACCUGCGUCCACUCAAGUUGGACGGGAGCCUCAGCGAGGACGCCCUGGCGAGGAAGCUUGCGGCCCUCACUCCAGGCUUCACAG
Lipotes vexillifer (Yangtze River dolphin) is the source of this 544-nucleotide messenger RNA. NCBI's taxonomy places the organism in Eukaryota, Metazoa, Chordata, Mammalia, Artiodactyla, Lipotidae. The record is from RefSeq and is a predicted model, not a curated record.